Messenger RNA from Lolium rigidum, 470 nucleotides. Its product is annotated as auxin-responsive protein SAUR36-like. Bases 1 to 435 code for a protein of 144 amino acids. Gene Ontology annotation, biological process: response to auxin. The transcript has a single exon. Lineage: Eukaryota; Viridiplantae; Streptophyta; Magnoliopsida; Poales; Poaceae. The record is from RefSeq and is a predicted model, not a curated record.
AUGCUCAGUACCAAGAAAUUUGCUCAAAUGGCAAAGAAGUGGGAGAAAAUGGCUCACCUCGGAAGGAAGAGGCUUGCCUUGAUGGCAGCAAAACAAGACGAUGAGUGCUGCCCGUCUGUGGCACCGGAGGGCCACUGCGUCAUAUACUCUGCAGAUAGGAGGCGCUUCAAGGUUCCAUUGGCGUACCUGGGCACGACCAUUUUUGUCGAGCUCCUGAGGAUGUCUCAGGAGGAGUUAGGCUUCGGAAGCGAUGGAAGGAUCACAUUGCUUUGUGAUGCUGCAGAGAUGGAGUAUGUCAUGUGCUUGCUUAGAAGAAAUGCAUCGAAAGAGGUCGAGUGGGCUUUCCUGAGCUCUGUAGUGAGUCCUUGCCACCAAGGAAAUGGCUUGGCUCGACCCAUGGAACUUAGGCAGCAAGUUGCUGUUUCUAGCUUCUGAAGGUAGACAUUGCCUUUUUGUCUACUUAGACAUGA